AUGGCCAAACUGCCUUUAUUCCAAAAGUCUCCUCCACGGCUUCCUUCUGCCGGAAGGACUCAGUUCACUGUUUCUUGGCAUCGUAUCCUCCGCUCUCUGUUCUAUCUCCUGGCCUGGAUCUUCUUAUUGCUGGUCAUCAUCGGCAAUGUCUCCAACAAACCGGUCCUACGGGACACCUACUUUCUCAAGAUCGACCUCUCCAAUAUCAUCCCCCUCUCCAUCCCCAAUGCUGUCCUGAUCAACAGUAUUGCUCGCUCCAUCGGUCUGCAUGACUUCUACCAGGUCGGUCUGUGGAAUUUCUGUGAAGGCUACAACGACGUCGGUAUCACCUACUGUUCCAAACCGAAGACCCUAUAUUGGUUCGAUCCCGUCAGUAUCUUACUCAGUGAACUGCUCUCCGGCGCCACUAUUGCCCUCCCCGCCGAAAUCACCGAUGCACUACAAAUCGCCCGGAAAGCAUCCUACUGGAUGUUCGGUCUCUUCCUCACCGCCAUCGUACUCACCUUCGUCAUGAUCUUUCUCUCGCCCUUCGCUGUCUCGUCUCGUCCCCCACAGACCAUCUCCGCCGAUCCCGCCAUCAACGUCGCUCACCCCGUCCACCGCCGUCGCACCUUCGUACUUUUCCGCUCCAUUCCCUUCCUUAUCCUCUCGUUCCUGACCGCUCUGUUCACUAUAGUCGCCUCCGUUGUCGCAACCGUCAUGUUCUACAUCUUCAGAAAUGUCUUCACAAAUUCUGCCCAGGACUUGAAUAUCGAUGCCUGGGUCGGUACGAGGAUGAUGGCGUUCAUGUGGAUCGCAUCCGGAUUCAAUCUGAUUCCCUUCCUGUGGCAAUUGGGGUCCAGCUGUGUCGCUUGCUGUGGUGGGCGAAAGGCGAGGAAACUCUUGAAACAAGGAGGGAGUCCUGUGGGCACCUCCGAGUCUAAUGGCGAGGUUGGGCACCAAAUGCGUCAGAGGCAGAGGUCUCAUUCCCCUAUCCCCGCUGCGUCUGCGGUAAACUAA
This is a messenger RNA of Aspergillus tanneri, 999 nucleotides long. Its product is annotated as SUR7/PalI family protein. The record is from RefSeq and is a predicted model, not a curated record. Gene Ontology annotation, cellular component: plasma membrane; cell cortex of cell tip. Bases 1 to 999 code for a protein of 332 amino acids. Gene Ontology annotation, biological process: fungal-type cell wall organization. The transcript is spliced from 2 exons. Lineage: Eukaryota; Fungi; Ascomycota; Eurotiomycetes; Eurotiales; Aspergillaceae.